This is a messenger RNA of Zingiber officinale, 805 nucleotides long. RefSeq lists its product as uncharacterized. The transcript has 5 exons. Bases 208 to 690 code for a protein of 160 amino acids. The record is from RefSeq and is a predicted model, not a curated record. Lineage: Eukaryota; Viridiplantae; Streptophyta; Magnoliopsida; Zingiberales; Zingiberaceae.
GAACACGUUUUAUCUGGUGUUGUUUUUUUAUCGGGCGGAUGUGAAUCCGAAUCCAAUAACCCGACAAGUUCCGAACUUCUUUCUUUCUGAUAACUACCAGAUGGAGUUGUGCUUGUCGGGCCGUGGCCACAACCCUUGAGAGCAUCUUCAUCAGGUGCGGGCUUUUGCCCCCUUUCGGCCGCGGAGAUCGAUGUUCGUUUGCGACCCAUGGAUCCCCCUUUGAAUCGUUCUGCCGCAGAGGUCGAAGAAGAUGAGUGGGGAUUCUUUGCUGGCAAACAAUGCUCUUCCCUUCCAAAUCUUAAAUUAGAGGAAAGAGAUACUGAUGGAUUUGUUAUCCCAAGCUUGACAAUUGAGGAUCCAGAUUUUGCUAAUGCAAAUGUGCCUGCAGUAACUGAUCCUAUACCUCCUGUGACGACAACCAAAGAAGCUGAGAAAAUCUACUUGGGACCUCAUGGCGCUCCUCCUCAAGCUAAGCAACAAGACUCAAACCCAGCCAGCCGUAAGCAGCGCUUUAAACACAAACUGAGGGAAGCAGACCGUAGGCAUUCAGGAACCGGGCGCGAGAACAAGAUAGAGUCACUUCAACAGCUCGUGGGCAGUAAGGUAAGCAGCGGCAGCAUGCCGAAGAGUUCUCCCCGAGGUUGGUUAGAUCCACAUUGCCAUGAGUCUCUGUUCGAGAAGCAUCACUAGACAAAUUUUCAAAACUGUAGUCAUCACCCCGGGUAUUCACUCACAUGGGCCUUUAUCAUCGUUAUGGACAUGUUGUCUUGGUAGUUGAAUCGAAAAAGCAUAACUUUUAUUCUCA